GUGAAGGGGCAGCGGAUGAGCUGCCAGCCGCCCUCACGGGCCUGGGGGGAACCUCCCGCUCCCUCGCAGGGACCCCUGGUGCGGAGAGGUGCCCCAGCGAUGGAGCCCACAGGGACAAACCCACAGUGCCCCAGUACAGCCAGGAGCAGCCCAUGCCGAGACCCAGGCUGGGACUGAGCCCUGGACCAGGAUUAGACCCGGAUCAGGGUCAGACCCAGACUGGGACUGAGCCCUGGAUCGGGGUCAGGCUGGGAUCAGUGCCCAGCCCUGGAUCGGGACUGGACCCAGACUGGGACUGAGCCCUGGGCCGGCCCAGACCGGGAUCGGGAUCGAGACCGGGACAGGAGCCCGACCAGCCCCGGGUCAGGACCGAGCCCCGUAUCCAAACCGGACCCACCGGGCCGGUGGCAGGACCCAGAGAGCACCCACGGGCCCGAGCCCCGCCGCCAGUGCGCGCCGGGCCGGGCUGGGCUGGGGCGGGGCGGGGCGGGGCCGGAACGCCGCCGCUUCCGGGGCCGAGGCCUCUUCGGGGGCGGGGCUUCUGCUUCUGCUUCCUACCCCAGCUAUUCUGAUUGGCUGCGGUGCCAGCGCGGCGGGUGAGGUCACGGCGCACCUGGCCGCUUCCCGGAAGUAGGGUGCAGUAUCGAGCCGAGCUCGGCGGCGGCGGGCCUGGUCCGUUCCGGCCCCGCUCCCCCGGCCCGGCAUGCAGGCGGUGGAGCGGGACGGGGCGGCGGGCGGCCCCGAGGGGGCGGCGGGGGGCAGUGAGGCCCCGCCGGAGCCGUCGCCGCCCAAGGCCGCCGCCGCCGCUUUCGACCUGCUGGAGCUGGUGCGGAGCUACCGGCGGCUGGAGCUCUACCUGGAGCCGGUGCGGGACGCUGCCGAGGGCGUCCGCUCCCUCCUCCGGUGGCAGCGGCCCGUGUGCUCCCUCCUCGUCUGUAUCAGCAUCAACUUCCUCUUGCUCACCCUCGGCCAAGCCGCCUGGUACUCGGUGCUUGCCCUGUCGGUGGUGGUGCCGGCCCUGCUGGGCUACCUGCAGGAGACAUGCCAGGCCCGGCCCUCGGAGACGGAGCUGGUGCGCAGAAGGUACUACAGUGUCCGGAGGGAGGACCUGCGCAAGGUGCAGCUCUCGCGGCAGGAGGCCAUCGCCCAGGUCAAGAGCUUCCUCAUCCAGCUGGAGGGGUUCCUGAGCGGGAUGUGCUGUAGCUGCGAAGCAGUGUACCGUGUACUGUACUGGGAGAACCCCACUGUCUCUUCCCAGUUUUAUGGGGCGCUGCUAGGCUCUGUCUGCAUCCUUUACCUGUUGCCCCUCUACUGGGUCUUGGUCAUCCUCAACAGCACCAUCUUCCUGGGAAAUGCCCAUUUCUACCAAGUGAUAAUGGAGCUCAAGGCGUCAGUCGAGCAGUGUGUGGGCACUAAACCCCUCGAGAGUGCUCCAGAGCCUGCCGAACCCCUGCCAGCUGCUCCCCCCCCAGAUCGGACCCCCACACCCACCAGCACAGAGGACCUUACCCCUGGCAGUGUGGAGGAGGCGGAGGAGGCAGAGCCUGAUGAAGAGUUCAAAGAUGCUAUCGAGGAAAAUCAGCUGCUGGUCAUGGAGGAUGACGAGAGCUCUCAGUGCUCAGCAGAUUUUGACCUCAGCCUCCCGGACAAUGGUUUUAUGAGCAAAAAUGAGGUCAUCCGCAGCAAGGUGUCACGUCUGACCGAGCGCCUACGCAAGCGCUACCCCAGCAACAACUUCGGGAGCUGUACGGGCUGCGCAGCCACCUUCUCUGUGCUCAAGAAGAGGCGGAGCUGCAGUAACUGUGGGAACAGCUUCUGCUCCAGGUGUUGCUCCUUCAAAGUCCCAAAGGCUGUGAUGGGAGCCACGGCCCCGGAGGCUCAGAGGGAGACGGUGUUCGUGUGUGCUCUGUGCAACCAGGUGCUCAUCAAAUGACUGAGACAGGCCCAGCCAGCUCCUGGGUCCUGCACUGCCUGACACCUGGGACAGCGAGUGUCCUGCCCUCGCUCACCAGGAGCCUGGGCAGCUUGUUCCCAGUGCGGUGUGACCCUGACAGAGGACGCUUGUGCUCCCUGCCCCUCCUGCCAGCUCCAGGCUGGGGCAGAACAGCCCUUCUUGCACCGCAGCAUCUGCCACACCAGCUGGGUCCCUGUGGUGGAACGUUGCCCACAGCUGUGCCCCCAUCCCUGCAGCUGCUCCAAGUGCUGGAUGCUUCCUGGCACGCACUGUGCCCUGCCGCAUACUUGCCCAGGCCCUGUGGCCUGGCUCAGUGGUGGAGGAGCCAUCCUUUCCACUUGUGGUCCUACCUCUGUCUCCUGGGUGGGGCAGAACAACCUCAGGGCUCUGUCCCUACCUUUCCCAGCACUGUGCUAGGUGACUGUAUUUUUGGGAUCGAGUUGGAGCUCUACUUGCAUUCCCAGGAGAUGUGCUCUUUGAUCCUGGCUCAGCUGAGACCCUGCUAGUCACUCCUGUGCUCCUGGGCCUCACUGCCUGCAGGUUUAGUCUUUUCCUCCCUCACCUUGUAUUUGGCUGUAGUGCGGAGGAGGCAAGAGGGUAAGUUUGGACUGGGCCCUCUGGCCAGGUCUCCAGCUGCAGCGUAAGAAGAGGCACGAGUUGCUGCUGCUCUGUGCACUUAGUGACUGCUGCUUUCUAAUACAGAUUAAUAUAUAAGUGUAUAUAGAGAAUGACCAAUAAAUCUCUUGCCCUCA
Chroicocephalus ridibundus (black-headed gull) is the source of this 2706-nucleotide messenger RNA. It is a transcript of the gene ZFYVE27, whose product is annotated as zinc finger FYVE-type containing 27. The transcript has 12 exons. Gene Ontology annotation, cellular component: growth cone membrane; endoplasmic reticulum tubular network. Gene Ontology annotation, biological process: vesicle-mediated transport; neuron projection development; protein localization to plasma membrane. Gene Ontology annotation, molecular function: metal ion binding. The record is from RefSeq and is a predicted model, not a curated record. NCBI's taxonomy places the organism in Eukaryota, Metazoa, Chordata, Aves, Charadriiformes, Laridae. Bases 704 to 1933 code for a protein of 409 amino acids.